Molecule: messenger RNA, 1558 nt
Organism: Neocloeon triangulifer
Lineage: Eukaryota; Metazoa; Arthropoda; Insecta; Ephemeroptera; Baetidae
Product: calphotin-like
Exons: 4
Coding region: 141-1394 (417 amino acids)
Cellular component (GO): chitin-based extracellular matrix
Molecular function (GO): structural constituent of chitin-based larval cuticle
Source: RefSeq, a predicted model, not a curated record
AAAGUGAAUCGGGCAAGGUCUUGACCAAAUGCACCACUCCCUCCCAAUCGCGAAUCCACCCUUUCUUGAGGCGCUCGCUAUAUAAGCGGAGGACGCGUCAGACAGGCAAUCAGAUAGCACCCACAACACUAUCCGACAACAUGCACAGAUUCAUUGUGGUCCUCUCCAUGGCUGUGGCCGUCGCCCAGGCCCAGUACUUGCUGUCCGCCGGCGUUCCCGCCGUCAGCAGCCACCAGUACCACGCUCAGGACGAGCUGGGACAGUUCUCGUACGGAUACGCCGGCGGCCCUUCCGCCAAGCACGAGGUCAAGACCUUUGACGGUGUGACCCGUGGUGGCUACUCGUACGUCGACGCCAACGGCCUCCUGCAGAGCGUCAGCUACGUCGCCGACCCCAUCAACGGAUUCCGCGUGGCCGCCACCAACCUGCCCGCCGCCCCCGCCCACAUCGCUGCCGCCCCUGUCGCCGCCGUCCCCCAGACCGUCUACCUGCAGGACGCCCCCGACGUGGCCGCCGCCAAGGCUGCCCACUUCGCCGCCCACGCCGAGGCCAAGGCUCGUCUCCUGGCCGCCUACGUUCUUCCCAUGCUCCUGGCCGCGGUCUCCGCUGGCAACCUCCCCGUCGCCCCCCUCGCCUACUCGGCCCCUCUGGCCUACGGCGCCUAUGGUGCUUACGGCUAUGCCGCCGGCGCCCCCCUGAUCAAGACCAUCGCCGCCCCCGCCGUCGCCACCUACGCCGCCGCCCCCGCCAUCCAAUACGCUGCUGCCCCCGCUAUCCAGUACGCUGCCGCCCCCGUCGUUAAGACCGUUGCCGCCCCCGUGGCUUAUGCUGCUCCCGUCGCUGCCCCCGUCGCCUAUGCCGCCCCCAUCCAGGUCCCCGUCACCAAGACCGUUCACUACGAGAACAGGCCCGUCGUCACCGGCUACAGCAGCCAGAUCCUGAAGCCCGCCCUCCCCGCCACCGGCCUGAUCACCCCCUCUGAGAUCGUGACCAAGCAGCGUGUCCUCGCCCCUGCCCGCUCCAUCCAGACCCUCACCCCCCAGGUCACCAGGGUUGAGCCUGAGGUCGUCGUCUCCAAGGUUGAAGUCGAUGUCCCUGUUGCCAAGCCCGUGCCCGUUGAGCACGUCGUCCGCUCUUACGCUCCCCAGCAGAUCAUCCCCGUGCCUGCUGCCCCCGUCGUCAAGACCAUCGCCGCCCCCGCCAUCGCCACCUACGCCGCUGCCCCCGCUCUUCAGUACGCCGCUGCCCCCGCUCUGCAGUACGCCGCCGCCCCCGUCGCCACCUACGCCAAGACCAUCGCCGCCUCCCCCCUUGCCUACGCCAACUAUGGCUACGGUUACGCCGCUCCCCUCGGCUACGCCGCCGCCCCCGCCGUCGUCAAGACCAUCGCCUAAAUCACCACUGAGAUCCUCAACCGCGUUUAGACUGAUGGUGUGACACCACGCGACACCAAUUAUGGCGCACCUUCAUGGGCAGUAAUAAUCGAAUGCAUGAGAGUCUAUGCCUGAACAUCUGAAUAAAACUAUUUAUGAGUGAGGAGUAUGAGAAUAUACAAAAA